Molecule: messenger RNA, 2083 nt
Organism: Branchiostoma belcheri (Belcher's lancelet)
Lineage: Eukaryota; Metazoa; Chordata; Leptocardii; Amphioxiformes; Branchiostomatidae
Product: alpha-(1,3)-fucosyltransferase 7-like
Exons: 3
Coding region: 334-1686 (450 amino acids)
Cellular component (GO): membrane
Molecular function (GO): alpha-(1->3)-fucosyltransferase activity
Source: RefSeq, a predicted model, not a curated record
GAGCAACGCUGCAGUGCUGAUCAACACCACCCCUAGUAGAUGAAGCUCUAGGGAAAUUAAUAUGAAUAUAAAUGCAAGCCUUUCUUUCCUAGUUUGGAAAACGUUUUAAGAGAUGAGCAGAAUGCAGACAGCGUGAUCAUUAGUAACUUCCUGUAUAGUGGUCACGCACUUUGCUGCAAAGGUUGCCUAAAGCAUUGCCAAAAAGCCUUAGUGGGAAGGGAGAUAGAGGAUAAAGGAUAGAGAAGAAGAGAGUUACUUCGAAAUGUGCCAAUUUGCAAACCUACUUGACAGACUUUGUAUGGUUAAAGUUCUAAAUGAUUUAGCAGUAUAGUUAUGUUUCAAGUUGUUGUCGCUUUAAACAACAUUUUACAAGUAAGUAAUUCUAGAAAAAUGAGGGCACCGAGAGUGUUCUGUGCUUUCAUAUUGAUAAUUCUCAUGUCAAUUUUUGGCUUCCUUUUUAAACUGGGUAGCUUCAGCAAUUAUAUCAGACCACCCUUUAAGGCACACUCUGCAACUUACCUUCAUGUCCAGAAUGCACAUUCACAUUUUGGGGCUUUGAAAAAAGGCAUUUCUACCCCACACAAUCAUCCAUCAACGUUUUAUAAAACCUGGAAUGACAACACCGCCUUCCGUACUGGUGACCGCCUGAUGCCGAUGAAAAUUGUCAUUUGGACAACAUUUUUUGGUAGAAAUUAUUCAUCAAAACUUCUAGCUUGUCCUUCCUUAAGGAAAUCUUGCACCUUAACUACCGACCGUCAGCAAGUCGCCGAGGCCGAUGCUGUCGUUUUUCACUUCUGGGAUACACCGAAGAUUUACAACCGAUCAGCUAUGCCGAGUGUACGACUCCCUCAUCAGUACUGGGUAUGGUAUGCCAAGGAAUGUCCAGAGAACAACCGAAAUGUGGACCUCACCUCCUACAGUGGUGUUUACAACUGGACAAUGACUUACAGGAACGACUCGGACAUACCGGGCCCCUUGGGGUCCCUUUAUCAAAUUUAUAACCUACUUAUGGGUAAGGGUUUAAAGGAAAAUUCGACAGAAAAAUCUGGUCUUGUAGUAUGGUUUGUUAGUAAAUGCUACAAAUAUUUUCCUCGGCAUAUUUACGCCACAGAACUUUCAAGGUACAUUCCAAUAGACGUUUUCGGUGGUUGUGGAAGGCGUAUCUGCCCACGUGCUAACAACACUUGUAAGGACAAUAUAGUCAGUCAGUACAAAUUUUAUCUUGCAUUUGAAAGUUACAGCUGCAAAGAAUACAUUACUGAAAAAUUCUGGCACAAUGCGCUAAAAAACGGCGUUGUGCCAAUCGUAAUAGGGCCACCCAAGAGCGACUAUGAAAAGUUCACACCCCCGAAUAGCUUUAUUCACGUUGAUGAUUUUGAAUCACCCGAAGCAUUGGCUAGCUACAUAAAAAUGCUAGACAGAAAUGACGAUAAAUACAACCAAUAUUUUAGUUGGCGAACGAACCGCCCUAAACUCAUUCCAGAGAUUCUAGGCCAAUGGUGUCUUCUUUGUACAAAACUUAUUAACACAAGCUCUGCAGAGAAAAAGGUCUAUACUGACCUAGAAAGGUGGUGGAAAGGGGAAAAUUAUGAGUUCUGCAAACCGCUUGUGUUAACCGAUAACAUAUUUGACGUAAAUUACCUCACUCAUUACAAUACAAAUUCUUCAGUUUUACAAACGUUAUAAGACAUCCCGUGCGAUAUCGCUAAUCUAAGUUCGACUGUAUAUGGUUCAUUUUUAGUUAUAAACAAUUAUCAAUUAGGAAACAGUAACUUAGACUACAUUACUAGUUUACAAAAGUCAUAUAUGUUUGCCAACCAUAUUGCUAUUACUACCACUAGCUAACAUCAUCUUCUGGAAUUUUAUGUAAUAAUUAUAUGAUAAUUUUAUUGUUUAAGAUUAAAGAUGGUGGUCUAUCUUUUUAGCUAUGUUGUAUUAAGAUGAUUUUCUUUAAUGUUAUGUAAUUAUAGCAUAAUACUUUUAGGCUAUAUCUUGCAAAAAUUUUUUUUUUUAAUUCUAGAUUUACGGUUCUAGAUGGAGGUAGCUUGAAUAUACAUUCGUUCAUUAUAAAACAAUAUUUUGA